This is a messenger RNA of Myzus persicae (green peach aphid), 1857 nucleotides long. RefSeq lists its product as uncharacterized. Lineage: Eukaryota; Metazoa; Arthropoda; Insecta; Hemiptera; Aphididae. The transcript is spliced from 2 exons. Gene Ontology annotation, cellular component: nucleus. The record is from RefSeq and is a predicted model, not a curated record. Gene Ontology annotation, molecular function: DNA binding. The coding region runs from base 1 to 1857 and encodes 618 amino acids.
AUGAGAACUCAUGUAAGAAAAACGAACCGUGUACCAAUUACUGAAGUAAUAUAUAAUGCUGCAAAAAAUUUAAUUGAUACCGGAGUAUCAACUCGUAGUGCAGCAAUGCAAUUAGGGAUAGGUGAGUCAGCACUAAGAAAAAGGUUAAAAGUUGGGCAUGGUGUAUCAUCGUUGGGGCGUUUUAAAAGAACAUUUAACGAUGAACAAGAAAAAGAGUUAUCAAAACAUUGUAAAGACUUGGACGAUAGAUUUUAUGGGCUAUCUUUUAAAAAAUUACAACAAUUAGCAUAUCAAUUUGCAUUAAAAAAUAACAUUGAACAUCGAUUUAAUGAAGAAAAACAAUUAGCGGGAUAUGACUGGGCAAAUUCUUUUAUUUUAAGACAUAAUUUAUCAUUAAGAACUCCUCAAAAAACAAGUGUUGCAAGAAUCAUGGGAUUCAAUCGUUAUCAAAUAAAUCGAUUUUAUGAUAAUUUAAGAAUAGUGUAUCAAAAAUUGAAUGUACCGCCAAGUCGUAUAUUUAAUAUGGAUGAAACAGGAAUACUGACAGUACCAAAUAAAGUCCCAAAAGUGAUUUCGUCCAAAGGAAAAAAAAUAGUGGGAAAAUCUGUUGCUGCCGAACGUGGUGAAUUGGUUACAGCUGUUUGUUGCUUCAGUGCGAGUGGUAUUUAUGUACCCCCUAUUUUAGUUUUUCCGAGAAAAAGAAUGAAAGAAGAAUAUUUGAACGGGGCCCCCCCAGAAACUUUAGGUUUAUUAUCUGAUAGUGGUUACAUAAAUUCAGAGUUGUUUUUAAAGUGGUUAGAACAUUUUAAACACCAUGUUAAACCAUCUGAAGACUCCCCAGUUUUACUUAUUUUGGACAAUCACACCUCACAUAUUAAUAUAAAUACAAUAAUAUAUUGUCGAGCUAACUUUAUACAUUUGGUGAGUAUACCACCACAUUCGAGUCAUCGUACUCAACCAUUAGAUAGAUGUUUCUUCAAGCCGUUAAAAGACUACUAUGCCUACCAUUAUGAUAUAUGGACUACCACACAUCCUGGCAGAGUAGUCAUUUUAUAUCAACUUGCAGAAAUUUUCGGUAAUGCAUAUGGAGAAACUGCAACAAUGAACAAAGCCUUAAAUGCAUUUCAAAUGUGUGGGAUUUGGCCACUCAAUCCAAAUAUUUUUAGUGAUGAUGAUUUUCUACCUUCUACUGUGACAGAUCAAACAGUUUCUGAAGAUCUUCAAAAUAAUCAGCCGUUAGACAUUAUAAAUUUGCCAAUCGAAUUUAUUAAUGAUGAAAUUCCAUUAAAUCAAAUAGUCGAAGAAUCAUCUACAUCAUCACUUAUAGUAAUUCCUUCUAAUAUGUCUACAAAGUCAUUAGAAAAUAAUGUACUUCAAGCCUCAACUUCAAAAAAUAUAAAAUCUCCAGUGUCACCUGCAGAUAUAAUACCUCUUCCUAAAAUAUCACUAAAAAGAAAGCGUCGUACCAAUGGCAAAAAAUCUGAAAUUUUGUCUUCUAGUCCUUAUAAAACGCAAAUUGAAACUUUAGAAAAAGAUAAGGCAAAUGCAAAACUAAUUUCUGAAAAAAAUAAAGCAGAUAGACAAGCAAGAAGAAAUGUAUUUGAAACUAAAUCAAAACCAAGGAAGAAAAAAGUGCUUAAAAAAGCUGAUACCUCUGAACAAGUAAGCACUACUGUUAAUGCUGAAUCAGCUACGACGGUAACUUACAAAGAAAAUUGUCCAGCAUGUAAUGAAAAAUAUGAAGAUCCACCAACCGAGGAUUGGAUUAUGUGUUGUAAAUGUAAGAUUUGGUGGCAUGAAGCAUGUUCAUACUACGAGGAUCUCCAUAACGACUUUGUAUGUGAUUUAUGUUCAUAG